AAGAUCACUCGGGUCACACUCACACACCAUUGUUUACAUGUCGGCGGAGGGACCGAUAUCUUUGCGUCCUGCUGACAUUUCUUCAAGACGGAGGCCACACCACGCUGGAGUUAAUGAAGGUGCCCCCCACGUGCCCCCUGCCCCCAGUACCUUGAGUCACGUGUGUUCUGGAGCGACAGAAUGCUGGUGAUGGUGGCAUUCAGGAAGGUGAAGUCGGUGCUGCUGCUGCUGCUGACUCUGGUGCGCCGCUGUUUCUGCUGUCUGAGGAAGAGGCGCUACUCUGAGACUCACCUUCCUAUAGCUGUGUCCAUUGGCAGUGACAGUAGCCAUGGAGAAACUACACAGCAUCCUGAGGAAACCAUGGGUGGGUGGGACUCCUGGGACAUCCCGUCAUCAGUGGUGAGUGAUGGAGGUGGAUGGUCACAGCACCAGCCACAAGUGUCAUUCCUCCAGCAGCAGAUCAACCAGUACAGACUCAACCAGCAGAGGAAGCUUCAGGAAACUGAGGCAGAACCUGAACCUGAACCCAAUUACUUUGAGGACCUUGCACCGAGCAUAGAGAAGAAGCCGCAGGUUGUGAUACUGGAGCGCCCCGAGGAGGAGCAGCAGGUGUCCAACAGGCUGUCAAUAUCCCUGUCUGACCCCAUCCUUCAGUCCCCCGAGCUGGGUGACUGGGACGACUCUGGGGGUGGAUGGGAAGACGAGGCAGAAGAGGAGGAUGACAUUGAUGCAGUCCUGCGAGAGAAGCGACACCUGGAGAGGGAGAGGAGGAGACUGGAGCAGCAGAGACGCAAGGCUGAGAAGGAGGCAUUGCGCUCCAACAAACUCUCUGCUUCCAAGAUUGCCACCAAGCUGUCCUAGGAGUCCUGCCAUGCACCUGGUGGAGGAUGGAGGGGAAGGAUGUAGUGCAGAGCUUGGAGGUUUUAUUGCUCGUUCAUCCAUUGUUGUGUAUUAUGAAGCCAGCAGGGGUGCGGGUUCUCUCUGUCACAGGUGUCUUGGCCAAGUGUCUCUCUCUCAUGGCUUUUAGCUUAACUGUAGGCCAUUUUUCUACUGGUGGGGGACUGUCAUCGCUUCCUGAGGUAAUAAUGUUGAGUAUUUUUGCGUUAGUAGUUGUAUGUACUACUAGGCUUUUUGUUUAUUUGGUUAUUUGUGUUUUGGGGUUAAUUUGAUCAGGAUGUCUGACAAAUUUAUUUUAUUAUUAAUGGCUGUGUACUAUGCACUCUACCAUGCAUCUGUGUUGUGUAAGCCUUAAUUUGGACCAGCUCCUUGGAAAUAUGUGAAUACAGACACAUGCAUCUUUAUUGACACCACAUGUUUUCCAGUUUGAUUCCUGUGAGUCAGUUGCUGCAAGUCAGACUUUAUUACCGUGCCCAGUGAAAGCCAGGACUCCACACGAGAUUAGACAAAGAGGCCUUAACUGUCACGCUUCACCUGUAGACCGACCUCUCACUUGUCAGUGCAAUAAUAUAAAUACUAACCAGAGAAGCAGUAGUCAGAUGUUCCUAUUUAGUUACAAUGAUUAAGAAGUUCAUGAGAAUGAAGAUAAAGUCAUUAUAUAUAUAUCUUGACACCUUCAUCAUUAUGGGUCAUUCAGCUGAGGUAAUGAUAUUAAUAAAUUAAUAUAAUUGUUUGUUAGCUGUUUUAAGAAAUAUAUUGAAUUUCAAAACACUGAUCUCAGUUUUGUAUCAGUCUGAAUUAUUGCUGUGCUUCUGUCCUAUUUAAUUAUUUUCACAAAUUUCCAUCAGCAUUUUCUUAUCAUUCAAGUGUAGGAUCUCAUUCUUUGCUGAUGGUCUCUUAGUCAUGAACAUCUUCACUAACAGACAUAGACGAAAGUUGAGUUUUGUGUGUGUGCUGUAGAGGAAAGGUCAGGAAACAAUAUAGCCUAAAGUAAAGUUUGCUGUGCUAUAUAGGAAACAUCUGGAAAACUUAUAUAAGAUUAAUUUUUUCUCAAUGGUAAUGUCUAUACCUGUUCCUUGUUACUUAUCGUCUUAUUCAGAAGCGCCUUGCUCUCUCACAACGACAAUUUUUUCAAGUCCUCAUAGAUGACUGGCCAGGUUUUCAAGACACUUUCUCCUUAUGAUUAACUAGAAAUCUUGCUAAUCCAUCACCAGAACCAUAAAAAUACCCUUAAAAACACAAAUAUCUUUAACUAGAGCCUUUGGAAAUAGUCAUCGUGAGAGAGCAAAGUGUCUCUGAAUACAAGUGUUGGUAGGACGAGGUUUGCGCUGAACAGUAUGAGUUCAAAGUCUCUCCAGGAGCUUGUAGUGAGUCUGCCACAUGACCCUGAGAAGUGUGGAGGGAAGUACAUUGAUGUUUUGUCUCUUCCAGUCCGGUGAAGUGUUGCUUGUAGGUUAAACAAACUUGUGUACUGCAUCACCUCACUCUGAUCAGUUUUGAAUGAUGAUUCUGUUUGUGUUUUUUUCUUCUUGCUUUUUGGUAGAGCAUUCACAGUCUGUAUUAUUUUAUGUUAUUUGUUAUUUAUUAUCUAUUUUUAUCACUUUCUUUAUCUAUCUAAUCUCCAUAGGCCUGUAUCCAGUGUCUUGUUUUUACGAGCUCACUGCAUAAGGUGGCUGUAACAAAAAGACAGAUUUGGGUUAUUCAUCUUUUUUCAUUUCUCAUUGAGGGAGCAGUGGAGCUGAAAUGUGAAGGGUUUCCUGCUGUUGUGUAUUCAUGACAGUGGUUAGGCAUCAGCUGAGUUUAUUAGAGCACUACGCUAAACAGAUGACUCAGUGUGUGGGGUGACAACAUGCCACUCACACUCCGCCAUCCCUCGCUGCACUCUCCUCACUCUCAUAUAUAAAGUAUUGUAACAUAACAUAGAGAGGGAGUGUUAUGAAGCAAAACUGUUCCUCUCUGGUACUUUUUUUGGUAUUGUUAGUAUAGAUUAAAUACUAAUACUAUUCUUAUAAAGAGACUGAUUUCUUUCAAGUUCAAAAUAAUAAACCUGUCAGUUGUUUCAUGUUCACUAUUGACUUUGUGAACCAGAUACACCAGUGGCCAGCAAGUCAUUCAUUGCAACUCUCCACCGCUGCUGCUUUAUUUACCAGUGAUAGCAAAUUAAUUAGUUUAGGAGAGAUUGAGUAUUUUAAUGAGUUUAUAUUUUGGGGCAGCCUCUCAAGAUGCAAGUGACAGUCCUUCAGAUCACCAAACAUUGCACCAUUACAUAAGGAUAUAAUAUGGUAUGCUUUGUAUUAGUGAGGUUCAUAUACUGGUGUCCGAGCAGUACCUUUUCUGGUUACUGUUGUGUAAUGUCAUUGCUACUUCUCUUUCCUUCUCAAACUUUAUAUGUCAUAACUUGCAAUGAGGUGAUUUUAUUUUUGUGAUUGUGUGAGUGUUUAAUGGAUGUAUAAGAUGUGUGUGUUUGUGUGUGUGUGUGUAAGAUAUUCAAGGGAAAUUAUUAUAAUCACAUAUGAAGAAACAGUAUUGUGGACAGCACCUCAACAUAGAAGGGUGUAAUAAUGUCAUUGUUAUCACAGUACUGUCAACACUGAUGCUGAAUACAGCGAAUUUAAGCUGUAACAUUGAUUUGGUUAAGUAGGAUUCAGGAGUUAAAGUGCCAGAGAGAGAGAGAGAGAGAGAGAGAGAGAGAGAGGACACAAAUAGCUACAUAGGUUGAAUAAUAACAAGGAAAGAAGAAAACUGAUGGUAUGGAGAGACUAGUGAGAGGAAGACAAGGAUAAAGAAGCAAGAGAGAGAGAGAGAGAGAAUGAGAGAGGCAAACACUUACUCGAAUUGCAUAAAUGUGAAGCCAAGUGUAAACAGAAGGGUGGAAGUGGUAAUAGUUCAAUGGUGUAUGUUUGGGAAGUAUAGUGCCUGUGUAGAAAGUGCCUGAGAGAGAGAGAGAGAGAGAGAGGGAAUGAGAUAGGUAGAAGCAAAUUGUGUGACUAAAAAUGUUGUAGGGAAUUCGAAUAGGAAGUUGAAAGUAAGUGUGAGUAGAGAGCUUUGAUGGAAAAGUAUAAAACAAAGAGGUAAGGUUUUAGUCUGCCAGAAUUACAAUGAACUGUGAGCUGCACCUUUUUCUGUACCUGCUCAUUCUCCAGCAAGGUACGAGUAGAAUUAGUCCAAUUUCUAGACCGUGUUGUGAUGUACUAUUUUGAAACGAUGUAAUAUGAGUGUACUGUCACGGCUGUGUAUGUAGAUAAUGUUUUCUUCCUCCCGUUCAUUUGUAUUCUACCUGAUAAUUCACUUGACAGGACAGUAUUUCAAUUAUGCCACAGAAACAAUUUAAUCUGUUAACUGUCUCGUAUAUUUCUUACUUCUGGUCAGAAUGUUAUGAUGUCCAUGCGAUGUUUAAUGCUACACUCAUUUUUACAGUUUUGUGUAUGGUUUCAUGUGACGUAAUGAGUUUUAUUUUGAUGAGUUGUUUAGUGUCAAGGUGAUGUGAUUGUUUCUGAAUGGCCAACUGUUAUUGUGAAGUGGUGCAGGUGACACGGCCAGCACUCCUACCUGCUGCACAAUUUUAUAUGCUUGCUUUGAUUUUUGUGCACUGUUUUCUCAUUAACUUUUGAGUGCACCUAUGUUUGACAGGGAGCAACACCAUAUAUAUGUGUGUGUGUAUGUGUGUGUGUGUGUGUGUGUGUGUGUGUGUGUGUGUGGUCUUCCAGGUUUGUGUUUUAUUCAGCUCAUCAGUUUAAUAAUUUGUCCAGAAGAGGUAAUCAAAAUGAGUUAUUAUCUUCAUCAGGUUUGCUGGUAACUGUUCUUCUUAAGUAAUGAUGUAAUUGUUCUCUAUAUAUUAUUGUUAUGUUUACUUUUCAUGGUUAGGCAUUUCCAUCCAUAUUGUCAUUCCAGCUGGGCAGACGUCAUGUUGUUUUUUUAUCUUUUUAUUACAGAAGAGCAAAUUGUUUUAUUUCAUCACCACUUUUUGUAGAUGACAUUCUGCCUCAGCCAGAGUCUAAGGCAGGAGUGAGUCUUCAUAACACAAAUAGAUCAAUAUUUAUAAA
This is a messenger RNA of Portunus trituberculatus (swimming crab), 4940 nucleotides long. RefSeq names its product receptor-binding cancer antigen expressed on SiSo cells-like. The transcript has 5 exons. Lineage: Eukaryota; Metazoa; Arthropoda; Malacostraca; Decapoda; Portunidae. Gene Ontology annotation, cellular component: secretory granule. Bases 181 to 861 code for a protein of 226 amino acids. The record is from RefSeq and is a predicted model, not a curated record.